AUGUCAGAACGAAAGGCUGUAAUUAAAAAUGCUGAUAUGGAAAGAACUGUACAAGAUGACGCUGUGUAUGUAGCAUCAGCUGCAAUGGAUAAAUAUGACAUUGAAAAAGAUGUUGCUGCUUACAUUAAAAAAGAAUUCGAUCGUAAAUACACUCCGAAUUGGCAUUGUAUAGUUGGAAAACAUUUUGGAAGUUUAAACAUGAUUUAA
Messenger RNA from Schistosoma turkestanicum, 207 nucleotides. The record is from the annotation of a GenBank genome assembly. NCBI's taxonomy places the organism in Eukaryota, Metazoa, Platyhelminthes, Trematoda, Strigeidida, Schistosomatidae.